AUGAGGCUGUUCCUCCUCCCGCUCUCAACGCGGAGGACGCUCCUGUACGCCAAGCGCGGCCACAUCAACAAGCAUGACCACGGCUAUGUCGACAGGGCCGCCGACUUUGCCGCCAAGAAGUGGGCUGAGUGGGAGAAGAUGGAGUCUGGCUGGAAGCGCAAGGUGGUCGACUACGGUAACCACGCCUUUCGGCGCAUCCCCUACGAGGAAUGGGGUCUCAAAUCGGUCCCGCCCCUGACGUCCCGCCGCCGCGCCGAAGAGCUUGAGGACCGCAAGAGGGUCGAGGUCGUCUUCCCAUGGUCGGUGAUACCGCCUAACAAUGCAUUGGGUAUCCUCAAGACUCUGGCUACGGAGCGGCAGGCGCUGCAUCGCAAGCGCCUCAUAUGGUGCUGUAUCGGCAUGCCAAUCACGAUUCCAUUCGCAUUGGUGCCUGUAAUUCCCAACCUCCCCUUCUUCUACCUCGUUUACAGAGCCUGGUCACAUUACAGAGCCAUUGCGGGCGGGAAACACAUACAAUGGCUUAUUGAGAACGAAUUGGUCUACUCGGUGCCAUCAAAGACGCUUGAUGAUCUCUAUGCGCUUCACGCACCGCCCGCUGAGGAGCCAGAUAACAAGGAGCGCACUCUCCUAACGCAGAAGGAGGUUCAGACCUUUUCAAAAACCCUCGACAUGCCCGCACUCGAGGUUGAGCUCGAAAGGGCCAUAUGGCAGGUUGAGCAGUCACUCAAAGACCCGUCCGACAAGGGCCCCAACAAGGAGGAGGCAGCCGGCACAGCCUCCGAGAAACCAGGCUCCACCACUCCAGUGGAGGAGAAGAACAAGAAGAAAGACGAAUGA
Messenger RNA from Fusarium keratoplasticum, 837 nucleotides. RefSeq lists its product as uncharacterized. NCBI's taxonomy places the organism in Eukaryota, Fungi, Ascomycota, Sordariomycetes, Hypocreales, Nectriaceae. Gene Ontology annotation, cellular component: mitochondrial inner membrane. Bases 1 to 837 code for a protein of 278 amino acids. The transcript is spliced from 2 exons. The record is from RefSeq and is a predicted model, not a curated record. Gene Ontology annotation, biological process: proton transmembrane transport; potassium ion transport.